This is a messenger RNA of Leucoraja erinaceus (little skate), 2399 nucleotides long. RefSeq names its product serine/arginine-rich splicing factor 10-like. The coding region runs from base 97 to 825 and encodes 242 amino acids. Gene Ontology annotation, molecular function: RNA binding. The record is from RefSeq and is a predicted model, not a curated record. The transcript is spliced from 6 exons. Lineage: Eukaryota; Metazoa; Chordata; Chondrichthyes; Rajiformes; Rajidae.
UGCCUUCUAGUGGGUUCCAUGCGGCGGGAGGGCUGAGGCGCGUGCGCACUGACCCCCUGUCCCGUCCCGUCCCGUCCCGUCCCGCUCGGUGCCGCCAUGUCUCGGUACGCCCGUCCGCCCAAUAGUUCCCUCUUCGUUAGGAAUGUGGGCGACUGCACCAGGCCUGAGGAUUUACGUCGUGAAUUUGGUCGCUAUGGCCCAAUAGUAGAUGUUUACGUUCCCCUUGACUUCUACACUCGACGUCCAAGAGGAUUUGCAUAUAUACAGUUUGAAGAUGUUCGUGAUGCAGAAGAUGCACUCCACAACCUGGACAGAAAGUGGGUGUGUGGCCGGCAAAUUGAGAUCCAGUUUGCCCAAGGUGAUCGAAAAACACCUGGUCAGAUGAAGUCAAAGGAACGAAGGUCCUCGCGAAGCUCACCUCGCUAUGAUCGUUACGAUGACUAUGAUCGGAGGAGGCGGUCCAGAAGUCGCAGCUAUGACCGGAGGAGGUCACGAAGUCGUUCAUAUGAUCGCAGUCACAGGAGGUCUGACAGCCCGAAAAACUCACGGAGCAGAUCCAGUGGAAAGCGCAGACGCAGCCGCAGUAACUCCUUCAAUGACAGGCAUAGACGUCGGCACCGUUCUUACACCAGAUCAAGAUCCAGGUCGAGGUCAAGAUCUAGAUCACGAUCCAGGUCUAAAUCAGUAUCAAGAUCAAAAUCAGCAUCCAGAAAGGAAUCGAAGACACGAUCACAAUCAAGAUCAUGUACCCACUCGAGAUCGGGGUCUAGGUCUAAAUCCAGGUCGAUGAGUGCCCACAAGUCUGACAGUCACCAUGAAGACUGAAACAGUGGAAUGGCAUCCAUUUUCAGCUUCCAUUUGUGCUUCUUUUUUUUUAUUUUAUUUUUUUCUGGGGGGGGGGGGGGGGGGGGGGGGGGGGGGGGGGGGGGGGGGGGGGGGGGGGGGGGUCUUGUAGAUGUUAAGAGAAGGUGGGUACUGUUUUAUGACUACAAGAAAAUCUAGUGUGAAAGACUAAUUUGUUGAAGGUGCUUGAAAGAUUUCAGCCACGAUUUUAAACCGAAUGGUGCAGUAACUACAACUAGUUAAUUAAAGUCCCGUUAACAUUGGUAUUAUUCAUUAGUUCAUUGAAACUCUUUCACAAUUUUGCUUUUAGGCAAUUUUAGAGUUUGAUCAAUGACUAUGCUGUGUUGUUUUUUUUUAAAUAAAGCAGUGCCCUCUAAACUGUGCAACGAAACAUACUAAAUUGUUUUUGCAGUUAAUAUUCAAUUGGAUUAAUAAAACUGCUGGUACAAAUCAAACUGUGUGAAUUAGAAAUUUGUAAAGGCUGUUAACAAGUCACGAACAGUGCUGUAUUCAUUAACAUAAUGAGAAUUUUAUUAUAUCUUUCAAUUUGUUGCCUGAAGUUCAAUUUCAGGAAUCACUUUGCUUGACUGAUCACUUUAAGCACAAUCAGAAAGUUGCAGCAAUUUGCUGUCCAGACUCUUGUUCCGUUUGUGUGCAUUGAUGCAAUGCAGUGAUCGGGCAUGCUUCCUGUAAUAUUGAUUUGUGUAUUUUGCAUGACUGCUUUUUGUUUCAUUCUUGGCUGUAAAGAUAAUUUGCUAACAUUGUUGCAGAAACUACAUUUAUUUGAAUGUAAGAAAACUACAGAAACUGGAGAAUUUAGGCUUACUGAACAGCUGAGAAAGUGAUCAAAAAACUUAUUUUCUUUCAUGUAGAAGCUUGUAAAAAAAGGGAUUUUUAUACUGUCUUUUUAAUAAAAGCCGUUUGUAACAGUUCAUCUAUAGUAUAAAUGUUUUCAGUUAAGCUUUAAAAUACCAAGUUGUGUAGCUUUUUGCAUGGAUAGAAAGAUGUGACAUUUUAAAUGGUAUUGAUCUUUCAGGGCGUGUUGCUUUGAAGUACAAGUAACAGUCGUAUAAUCUAAAGAAUUUGCAUUUGGGGCCCGAGAAGUCACAUUUACCCAUUCACAUUGGGAGAAACGAAACUGGGUGAAAAUUGGCGCAAGUGGCCUGAUCAGCUGCCGUAACUUGCAGAUGUAUCAAAUUGAGGCUCUACAACUACAAGUUGCUGGUUAUCCUUUUAAUUUGUGCCAUUUUAGGGAUCUGGCCAGGAUAUAUACAGACUGCCUUGCCUUUUGAGGCCUGGUUUGAUUCCUGUCUUGACAACCAGAUUUUUGUGCUUGUGAAGGCCACAAAUACAGACUAUGCUUUUCAUUACUUUUUUAGAGUUUGGUUUAAGAUAUGCAGUACAAAAACUCUCCUUGUAAACUUAGCACAGGUUCAGAAUUGAAGCUAACGACAUCUUGAGUUUUGGGGACAACUUGUGUAAGUCGUACUCAUUCUUUUUGUUCAUAGCUGACUGUAACUUCAUUUGUAAAUAAACCUCUGCUGUAUAAUAAAGCA